UUAUUUUACAGUAAAAAUGUUUAGGGGUACGUUUGUCUGUCUGCUGCUGUGCAUUUUACAGACAGCUCUUGGUCAGUUCAAUAACGGCAUCGGGCCGAAUGGACCCAUAAACAACGGUUUCAACAACUGCGGCAACGGGCUUGGGCUCGCCAACAACGCCAUCUCUGCUACUGCCAACGCAGCUGCUGCCAACGCCGCGGCUGGCAACGCGCUAGCGUCGGGUAUCGCAGGUCCUGGCCUGGUUGGCCCUGGCGUGUCAAUUGCUGGCAAUGGCCUACCAAUUGCAGGACCUGGCGUGCCAUUCGCAGGUCCUGGCGUGCCAUUCGCAGGUCCUGGCGUGCCAUUCGCAGGGCCUGGCACGCCAUUCGCAGGACCUGGCGUGCCAAUAGCCGGUCUAUCUCAAGUGGGACUUGGGGAUGUGGCAGUGGGUGGGGAGUUGCCAGUGGCCGGCUCGACUGCCGUGUCUGGCAACGUGCCAGUCAUUGGCUACGUGAACUUCGAGGGCGUCGUGCCAGCAGGUGGCAUCGUAACCCUUGCCAGUAACUGCGGGUGUAACAAUCAAGUUGUUUAUUAGUUUAAGUUGUUGUUAUAUAAUUAAAUUAUGUGAUUAGUA
Messenger RNA from Aricia agestis (brown argus), 613 nucleotides. RefSeq names its product chorion class A protein PC292-like. Lineage: Eukaryota; Metazoa; Arthropoda; Insecta; Lepidoptera; Lycaenidae. The transcript has 2 exons. The record is from RefSeq and is a predicted model, not a curated record. The coding region runs from base 17 to 574 and encodes 185 amino acids.